AUGGUGCAUUUAGGGAAGCAUAUUAAUAUUGUCAACCUAUUGGGAGCUUGUACGAAGAAUGCCGGGAAAAGAGAGCUAAUAGUUAUAGUGGAAUACUGUAAAUUUGGCAACAUACACAAUUAUUUGAUCCGCCAUCGGGAAGUGUUUAUAGACCAGCUCACUGAUGAUAAAGAGAAGAGCCUGGGUAAAGUCAACAAGGCGUUCUCUUCCAGCACUGCUAGUAGUGGAAUGCAUUCUGAUUAUUACGGCUCAAACCACACUCAAGCAACGGACCAUACAAGUCUAAAUUCAGGAAUCACUAUAAGAUCUGGAAGAAAAGUUUCAGAAACGGGAUACGUCCAACCAGAAUGGCGGUCGAACUACGAAUGCGACUCCAUUUACGAAGGCCGAAAGCCAAGACCUCUUACGUCAAGAGAUCUCCUCGCUUGGGCCUUCCAAAUCGCUAGGGGAAUGGAAUAUCUUGCCAGUAGAAAGGUCCUACACGGUGACUUGGCAGCGCGAAAUGUGUUAUUGGCCGAAGAUAAUGUCGUGAAAAUUUGCGAUUUUGGUCUAGCAAGGAGCAUCUAUAAAAAUGAUGAAUAUCAAAAGAAAGAGAAUAGCCCUCUACCGGUGAAAUGGCUAGCCAUAGAAUGUAUGGUGGACCGCAUUUUCUCCACGCAAUCAGACAUCUGGUCCUUUGGAAUUGUUCUAUGGGAGCUAUUUUCACUCGCACAAACGCCGUAUCCAAAUAUCAGCCCGGCUAACUUGCUUAACUGGCUCUCUGCGGGACAUCGUCUGGAGAAGCCAACAUAUUCUGAUGAUAGGCUGUAUGACGUCAUGCUGAAGUGUUGGGAGAAGAAACCCACGAUGAGGCCAUCGUUUUCAGAACUGCAAGUUAUUUUGGGUUCUUUCCUCGAGGAUAAUGUUCGGAAUCAUUACGUAGACUUGAACGCUAUGUACAUGGAUAUAAAUGCGAGAUCAGAUCAAGAGGACUAUUUAGCGAUGGUAUCAGCCCCGGAUUAUAACAACAUCGUCACUCCCAGCCCCCAUCAUUAUACCAACGAUGCUAAGCAGUUCUUCCCAUCUGCAACACCCAAGAUAUUGGCGCAUGAUGACGAAGGCUACUUACAAAUGAGCCCCCCGAAUCAACAACACAUAUUCAGUCCACGUGUACCGAGCACCAAAUUCGAUUUUGACGCUCGUAAAUUGAACGCAAAAAUAGAGGUCAACGAAUGGCCCGAGGAGAGAACUCCGAUGCUUACACUGAACAAUCUCCCAGCGCGAACAUCAGAAUCGGACGAUGCCUACUUAAACAUGGCCCCUCAAAAUGAUGAUGAGGUUUUCGAAGCCAAAGAUUGCAAUAAGAACACGAAGAAUAUCGCCGCGUCUAAUCCGACAUAUAUUAUGUACGAUAUGGAUAAGAAACCCCACAAAAAUAAUUACAUCAAUGUGUCCAAUGGUCUAGUCAAGUAA
Molecule: messenger RNA, 1452 nt
Organism: Pieris macdunnoughi
Lineage: Eukaryota; Metazoa; Arthropoda; Insecta; Lepidoptera; Pieridae
Source: the annotation of a GenBank genome assembly